AGAAGAAUGCAUGCAGUUUAACUGUACUGAGCUGCAAAAUGGCCGCCUUACCGCCAGCAAGCCAGGUUGCCGGCAGCAACCAGGCGACUUAUGAAUCACUCUUCAGACAGGUCGAUAAGACGGGUGUCGGUAAGAUCGGCGCUGUGGAUGCUGCAUCUUUCCUGAAGAAGUCUGGCCUGCGGGAGACGAUACUGCAUAAAAUAUGGGAGCUGUCUGACCCACAAGGCAAAGGACACUUAGACAAACAGGGUUUCUUUGUGGCACUGAAGUUGAUCGCUUUGGCACAGAGCGGCCGAGAGAUUGCUGUAUCUAACCUGACUUUGCCAGCUCCUAUCCCAAACAUGCAAGGGUCUGCUACUCAGACUCCUCAUUCCACAACUCCACCCCUUCCCGGAGGGUCACCAGACCAUUCAUGGUCUGUCACGCCAGAGGAGAAAUUAAAAUACGACGCCAUCUUUGAGGGACUGAACCCCAUUGAUCAAAAGCUGUCAGGUGACAAGGUUAAGACUGUUUUCAUGAACUCCAACUUGCCCGUUGAUAUCCUCAGUAGGAUAUGGGACCUCAGUGACAUUGACAAAGACGGUUUACUAGACAAGGAUGAAUUUGCUGUGGCGAUGCACUUGGUUUACCGAGCCUUAGAGAAGGAGCCUACCCCCAUGACCCUCCCACCACAGCUCCUCCCCCCACCCAAGCGCAAGAAGCCCCCCAUGGCGGGGGCCAUCGCGGUUCUACCCAGCCCAGUGUCGACCAAGAGGGCGACUCCGCCCAUUCCUUCCGACGGCUCUCCCAAGGGAUCUCCAGUACUAUCAACAAAACAGGAGCAAAGUACGUGGGUGGUGACUUCAGAAGAGAAGGCCAAAUCAGAUCAGAUGUUUAGCCAGAUUGAUGGUGAUAAAGAUGGACUGGUUGGAGGAGAAGAGGUCAGACCACUGCUGCUUCAGUCAGGACUACCACAGAAUAUCCUCGCUCAAAUAUGGAAUUUGUGCGACACUAAACAAACAGGUCAGCUGAGCGCCGAGCAGUUUGCUCUGGUGAUGUACCUCGUCAAUCAAGCCAAAGCGGGGACCAACCCACCCCCGGUGCUAACGCCAGAGAUGGUGCCGCCGACGCUAAGACCCAAGCCGGGCAAGGCAGCCAUGUCGGGAUUGCAAGACCUAGCAGCCGGCGUGGGUUCCCAGGGGGAUUUCUCGGCCAUCAAGGAGCUGGACACAAUCAGCAAAGAGAUUGAGAAUCUCAGUAAGGAGAAGGGCCAGCUGCAGGUGGACAUCAGGACGAAGGAAGAGCACGUCAAGAUGAAGACGCUAGAAGUACAGGGCCUCCAGAGUGAGCUGGACAAGUCAACAAGCCAGUGCAAGCAGCUAGAGACCCAGAAGGCCGAGGCCCAGAAGAGGCUGGAUGAGCUAGACCAGCAGCGCAGCAAGCUGGAGGGGCUGCUGGCCGAGGUCAGGGAGCAGUGCUCCGAGACCCAGGGGGAGGUGGACAGUCUUCAGGGUCAGAUAGCUUCCCAGGAAUCCAGUCUUAAGGCCCAGGAGGAGGAGCUGAAGACAGCCCGGGUGGAGCUGAACAACCUGCGGCAGGAAGAGGUACAGCUGGAGCAGCAGCUACAGUCGGGCAAGACCCAGCUGGACAUGGUCAAGGAGUCCACCAAGGGAGUUGAGCAGGAGUACCAAGUGCUCCAAGCCAAGCUGAAGAGCCUUGUGGAAAGCAAGAACAAACUGAACAGCCAGAUGCAGCAGCUUGACCAGACGCCCGUCAUACCCUCCGGUAUACCCUCCCUGGUCCCUCACGCCAACAACAACCAGGGCACCAUCCAGGGUAUCGAGGAGCUGGGCCCCCUCAGUAGGAUAUCGUCCAUCGACACGGAUCUCCUAAGCACCAGGGCGACGGCGGGUAAUAGCCCAGUUAGUAGUCUUAGUGGCUUUAGCACAACAUCUGAGACCAGACGUGCCGAUGAAGACUUCAAGGAUGACCCUUUCAAAGGCCGAGACCCGUUUGCUGGUUUCGGUGACACCAAUGCUGCCGACCCCUUCCAGUCAUCGGAUCCAUUCACAGAAGAUCCAUUCAAAAAUGAAGGCUUUUCAUCAGAUCCCUUCGGUGGCGACCCAUUCAAGAAUUCAACGUCCUCAGACCCCUUCCCGAGUUCAUCUUCCGAUCCCUUCAGCUCCAAAACGACGCCGGACCCCUUUGGCGACGUGAACUCAGACCCGUUCAAGGGAGGCGACCCUUUUGCCUCCAAAGGCCCCUCGCUAGGUGCGGAUGAUCCAUUUGCAGUGUCUUCCUCGUCAGUGGGUGGGGCUGACGAUCCAUUUAAAAGCAAGGACCCCUUCAGAGCGGGAGGCACCCCCACGUCAGCCAAGACAGAUGCAUUCGGAUCUAUUGAUCCCUUCGGCGGAGAUGCCUUUAAACCAGAUGCAUUUAUGAAGGGUUCCGGCACUGAUACAUUCGGCAGUGACCCCUUCAACCCCAAAGAGGAAACCCCCGCCCUGCCUCCCAAGAAGAGCAAAACCAUUGGGGCCAAGUUGGCCACCGUUUCCACACCCGCCAGUACUACGUCCGCCACCACGGCCGUCAAUUCCACCCCGGACGCUUUCGCGGCGUUUGGCGGGGAUUCCGGCGCCGAUCCCUUUGGCUCCAUGACCUCCCAGGCCGACCCGUUCGGCGGGGAUCCGUUCGCGUCGUCGGCCUCCACAACUACGGCCAAGGAAGGCAGUGUAGUGGACCCCUUUGCAAGCUUCGCUGACUUUGGCUCGGCCAAGUUUGAAGUUAGCGAUGAUGCUUGGCCACCACCAGAGGGCAGCAAACAAGAAGAGACCAAACCAUCACAACCGGACCAAGACAAGAGCCAGCCAGAGGGCAUGACAGUUAAAAACGACACCGGAGCUUCGGAUGCAUAGCACAGGCACUCACACAUGGAAAUACUGAACUUUAUUAUUGACCCACCACUAGAGGGCGCAAAGUAAGAUCAGGUGUGAGGGGUCACAUUUGAGCCACACCUUAGAAUAUCCAGGUCGGACCUUACAAAAGUGUGACGCUCCUGAACUUGUCUGCCAUUAGACACCACAUAAUAUGAUCUUCAGCUGUUAUAAGAGGGGGUACCAUAUCUGCAGGUGUACACUUUUACGUGCCACACCGGAGCAGUCAUCAACAAAACUGGGACAUUCUUAAGAAGCAUCAGAGACUUUUACCCAGAAUUGCAAGUGACUGGACGAUCCAAAAGCAAAGUUUUCCACACACAAAAAUUUAAAUAAAUUGCCUGUGUUUGGAGGAGUCCAAAUUUGGUAAUUUUGCAAAAGGUGACUGGAUCACCGAAAUGUAGACUUCAUUUCAAUGUGUAAAUUUUUUUGUUUUUUUUAACGAUCACAAAUAAUCUUAUCGAAAUUCCGGGUUAGAAUCUUGAAAAUAUUUAUGCCCCAUUAAAAAAUUUUGUAACGAGGUGCUCCUUUAUAUCUAGACUUGGUAGGAGUAUUAACAUUCUUAGGUUGCAUACUGAAUAAUCAUGGCAACAUUUAACACACCGACAGUUUUUGUUUAUUUUGCGGCGUCCUUUGCAGAUUUCAGUAGAACUGUCUAAAACAGCCCAGCUGUCAGUUUUUGAUUUCCCUGUCCUGCACUUUCACAUUGAGGCGUUGUUUAUGAUUUACAAAUUGACUACAUGUUUUGAUUGGCAAAAAAAAUGUAGCAUUGUGAUCACAUCUGCAAUAGGGUGCCAUUGCACACCAAAGAGCCCAAAGAAACACUUGUACAUGGUGCACAUACAUUUGAGGAGGAGCAUUGUCAUGGGUUCGAAUCCCGACUGGUUCAUUCUGUUCAUUCAUGGAUCUCUAUGCCUCAGUUUGCUACCUAGCACCCACUAAAUCUCAGGCCCAAGAAUGAACUCUUAUUGCCGGCAACCAGUGUGGCUCAGGUUGGAAUCCAACUCAGUCCCGUUUGUGGGCGGGGUCUGAACAUUUUGUACCUUCAGCCAAAGUGGAUAGGGGCUUAUGCUGAACCACAGCAGUACAGUCCUCCAAGUCUUGAUCACCUGCCUGUGAUACUUUUCUCCAUUUUAGAGCUAAUUAGGUAAUUAGAAUGUAAACUAAUUCUAAAUUGUAAAAUUAGUCCUAGGAACAUGUACAGUAUUUAAUCAUUUUGAAUCACAGAGGCAACUCUUGGCCUGUGUACAUAAUACAAAGGAGUAGGGCCAGUGUUGAGGUCAUCCGACAAGAUGUAACUGCCAAGUUCACAAAGAUGUACGUAAAUUCUGAAUUUUUUUUUGUUUUUGUCUGCUUACAUAUAGAGCCAUGACGCAGCAGCACGCCAGACUUUUAUCAGAAGUAGAGUUGAACAUGUCAGUCACGCAGUUGGUACUUUUCACUAUGAAUAAGAAGUGACUUGUAUAAUUGGUUUACGUAUCGGUAAAGUAUUUUGGCCAUUUGUACAUACCGGGCACCUGCUUAAUGCGCCCACCUGCCCAUUAUUGCCACCUGUCUGUUGUAUUGCCAUUGUGGUUAGUAACUGUGGUACGUAUUGCAGCAAACAGUAGGUUAAGGCCAGCCUGUUAAUGAUACGGCUGCCUGUCCACCGGAGAUUCGGUAGCCAGUGGUUUAUAGCCCAGUGUCCAUCUUCCAGCCCACAUUUCUGAUCCUUAGAGCUCUUUUCCCAUUGUUACAACCGUUCUAUAAAUAUUUUCAAUGCUCUCUACUUCUGGUCGAGUAUAUUUUCAUAAGUACAUGUAUGAGUACAAAUAUAUUAUAUUAUAAUAUAUUAUAUCAUUAUAUAUUAUAUUAUAAUAUAUUAUAAUAUAUAAUAUAUUAUGAGUAUAUUCACAAGACUAUGAGUUGGGCAUAUCAAGAAAAUGUUUUCGGGUACAAAUACUAGGACUACAACACUGUCUGUAUCAAACCACAGUUUGUUCAAAGUGAACCUGUGUGGUUUUACCACAGAGGACGGCUGCAUAAUGGGAACAGAGGACAGUCCUUGUCCUCCAUUGUCAAUUUUGUUUUCCAAGCCGGUCCUCAAAAGUUUUGAGUGUUUAGCCUGGGGAACAUACUGUAUUAUAGGAACAAAGGGAAAGACAACGCUUUUCCCACUGAGAUGUGGUCAAUUCACAACUGUAGGUGUAGAGUUGAUUUCUAGAGCUAUUUCCCAGUCCUUGAGCUUGUAUACUUAGCCAAUACCAAAGGAGAUCUUCCAGUGUUGCCCUGUCUGUUUGGUGUUUGGCUGCUGUAAACUCAUCGUAUCAGUCCUUUCCGCGUGGCCCUGAGGCCGUCCAUUCAUAUGGUACCUUUGCUGCAAAUUUGGUGUUGCACAUCAGGCAGGCGGCCUGAUAUGUUUGAACAUAGCCGAAGGUAUGUGCCUUCUUUUUUUUUUUUUUUUCAAAAGUGUAAGCUACUUGGAUUACCACUGAUUUACUGUUGGACAAAACCCCUUGCCAGUUAUAGAACAGUGGAGUUUGAUGGACUAAACUUGGGUUCAGGAGUAUUUUUAAAUUUCUCUUGUAUAUUUUCAAAGUGUCAUGAUUUAAUACUGCUAGAAAUCAAUGUGUCUUUCCGAAAAAGAUACAACAUACGCGUUAAUCCUCUUGAACCGCCAUGCCAUCACAAGUCUUUCUUGGUUUUGUUGAUAUAUAUAUAUAUAAAUGUAUCUAAUUUUCCAAAAUGCUGGUGUUUGUAAAUAGCUCUUUACAACAUUGAAACUUAAAAAGCUUCACACUCUGUCAUGAGACGGUAGCCUGAACCCAGUGGAGUGCUAGCGUAAUAGCCGUUGGAUAUCCUUGGUUUCCGUGGUCUUUGACGACUGUUUUUUGUUUUUUUUCUGCAACUUUGCCAUUGCUGCAUUUGGCCCCGUCACAAAUCUACGACUGGUCCGUCAUGAGUCGGUCACAAGUUUAUCCAUUCUGAUUUGUCUAGUCACAAACUAUUCAUAUGCAGUGUGACAAAGGCUCCCCAUUCUGACGGCUCAUUUCCAGACACUUUGAAUUUGGGCAAUAUGGGUGAUUUUGUCUCUGUUUCCCUUCCUUCCCAAAGGAUAUAAAAAGCCCCCAGAAUUGAGCCUCACACCAAGGACCAUGAAAGAUCAUGUAAAGAAAUCCAACUUUUAAUCCCCCCCUCCAAAAAAAUCUACACAAAAAUAGCUACCCCUCUGAAACACUGCAUCUGGAUCUGUCCUUGUUUGACUUGUGAUGGGCUUCACUACAGCAUGGCACUCUGUCCAUAUAUGGAACUUGACCACAGAAGGUCAUCAUGCCAGAAAGCUGUCAGGACAUCAUGGGCAGUCGGUGAUGUCAGAUAUGAAUUGUUAGCUCUUAUCUAUGUAAUGAUAAUACGCAAAAACAGACUUAUGGUUAAAUAUUCGACCUGACGCUGUUUAUACAUUGUUAUAUAGCUCAAAUUUAAUUUCGUCAUUCUUCUGUAACUACUUAGCUGUCGAAGUACACUGAAUCCAUGGGCAAUAUCAUUAAGUAUGCAAAGCAAAAUAAAACAACUAAAAAGACUGCCGUAAAAAGAGA
Molecule: messenger RNA, 6487 nt
Organism: Acanthaster planci (crown-of-thorns starfish)
Lineage: Eukaryota; Metazoa; Echinodermata; Asteroidea; Valvatida; Acanthasteridae
Biological process (GO): endosomal transport; endocytosis
Cellular component (GO): plasma membrane; cytoplasm; clathrin coat of coated pit
Molecular function (GO): cadherin binding; calcium ion binding
Source: RefSeq, a predicted model, not a curated record